CUGGGUUUGGCCGGCGCUCUUGGACAAAGAGAUAACGAAUUAGAUCCAAAGCGGUGCUCGGAGCCCUUUGCACCGUCGCGCUCCUGAUACCGCAGCGAAUCGCAUAAAUUACAAGCCUCGUCAGCUAAAUGGCAGCACGCAGGAUCGCCGCGGCGGCGCUGCUCGGGCGCACACAUUGUGCAACCGCCCUCCGCGCCGGCGCCGCGCGGCAACCCGCAUUCACGUCCACGCAACGACGGCAGCACACCACCACUAGCAGCCGCGCCGCGGCCGCGGCCGUGGUAGUAGCAGCCACGGCGACCGGCGUCGCCUCCUGCGACGUCAUCGACCAGUGGGAGGCGAAGCAGGGCGAGCACGCGUGGCUCGAGGAAGUCCAGGGCGAGCGGGCCCUCGCCUUCGCGAAGCAGGAAAACGCAAAGACCGAGGACGCGCUCGGCGACCCGACGGCGUCGCCGACCUACAAGAAGAUCCUGAGCGUCUUGGAGUCGAAGGAGAAGAUUCCGAGCGUCUCGAAGAUCGGCGAGCACUACUACAACUUCUGGACGUCGGCCGAGAACCCCCGCGGUCUGUUGCGGCGCGUCGCGUCGUUGGACGAAUUCCGGAAGAAGGAGCCGGCCUGGGAGGUGGUGUUGGACGUGGACCAGCUCGGCAAGGACGAAGGCGAGUCGUGGGUCUACAAGGGCUCGGCGUCGUGCCGCGAGUACGACGAGCAGAAUAGACCCAUUAAAGGCAGCGUGACACGAACAUUAAUCUCGCUCUCGCCGGGCGGCUCCGACGCUAUUGUAAGACGCGAGUUCGAUUUAGUGACGAAGCGCUUCGUCAACGACAAAGCGUUCCGCCUCGACGACCCUUCCAAAAGCCGCUGCUCGUGGGUUGAUAAAGAUACUAUUUUUCUCGGUGCGGACCUCGGCCAGGAGGGCGACAUGACGUCGAGCGGCUACCCGCGGCGCGUGAGGGCGUGGAAGCGCGGCUUGGAUCCCGCCGAAGCACCUAUAGUGUUCGAAGGAGAAGAUGGCGACGUCAGCGUCGGCGCCUACGUGUCGCGGAGCCGCGGCCACGCGUUCGAGUGGCGCUACCGCACGACGUCGUUCUAUACCUCCAAAAGGUGGCUGCGGCGCUACGAUGGUAAUGAGACGUGGCGCGCGUUGGAUGAAUUGGGCUUCCCCGACGACGCGUCGGUGUCGCAUACCGGUAGCUGGUUAUUGAUCGACCCGCGAAGCCCGAUCGACGUCGGCGGCCGGACGUACGCGGCGGGCUCGUACCUGGCCGUGCAGUAUGACGACGUCGUCAACAAUGGGCUCAAAGGCGCAAAAUGCCGUGCCUUGUUCGAGCCGACGCCGACAACAUCUCUAGCGUCCGUGUCGACGACCAAGGACCGGCUCAUCCUCAAGGUCUUGGACAACGUCCAGUCGCGCCUGAUUUUUCUAGAUGCGGAGACCUUUGAAGACAGAGGCAGCGAGAAAACACCCGCGAUCCGCGGCAUAUCGUGCUCGGCUGUCGAUGCCGACGACUCGAACGACUACUUCCUGCGCACGUCUACCUUCCUCGAGCCGAGCACUCUGAAACUGGGGGACGCCACGCAGGGCGCCGCCGGUCUCGAGCGGGCCGAGUUCCUCAAGGCCCUGCCGGCCUUCUUCGACUCGAGCGGCAUGGAGGCUUUUCAAUCGAAGGCGACGAGCAAGGACGGCACGACGAUCCCCUACUUCGUGAUCCGGACGAAGGGCGCGCCGGCGCAUGCUCCUUGUCUGUUGUAUGCAUAUGGUGGCUUCGAGAUCUCGCAGACGCCCGGUUAUGCCGCGACGAUCGGCGCGGGCUGGCUCGAGCGGGGGGCCACUUAUGUGGUCGCGAACAUUCGCGGCGGAGGGGAAUUCGGCCCGACGUGGUCAUUUGCGGCGUCCGACCCUUCGGAGCGAGCGACGCCAUCGACGCGGCGCCCGACGCAGGCACCAGGCCGCGAAAAAGGAGAAACGCCACGUCUGCGUCGAGGACCUGGCAGCGGUCGCCGAAGACUUGGUGAAAACGGGCGUCGCGCAGCAUGAGAGUUUGGGUAUUAGGGGCGGGUCGAACGGCGGGCUGCUGGUGGGAAAUUUCUAUGUGCAACGACCCGAACUGGUCGGCGCGGUGGUCUGUGCCGUGCCUUUGCUGGAUAUGAAGCGCUACUCGCACCUGCUGGCCGGCGCGUCGUGGCGCGCGGAGUACGGCGACCCCGACACGGACGACUGGAGCUACCUGAAACACAACUCCGCGUACCACAACAUCGAUAAAGCAAAGGCGCCCUUCCCGAAACUAUUAAUGACGACCUCCACCAAGGACGACCGCGUGCACCCGUACCACGCGCGGUCCUUCGUGAAGCGCCUCCAGGAGCUGGGCGUGCCGGACGUUUAUUAUUAUGAAAACAUCGAGGGCGGCCACGGCGGCGCGGCCGACGCCAAACAGAGCGCCUACGUCGUCGCCUUGUACCAGGACUUCCUCUUCUGCGCGCUCGGCGGGAAACGCGCCGGCUGCGGCGAUCCAUGAACAACAACUCCCGCCUCGUGCCGCUCGCGCUAUCCUUAGGUUAUGAAUUAAUUAGUUGACU
Messenger RNA from Pelagomonas calceolata, 2578 nucleotides. NCBI's taxonomy places the organism in Eukaryota, Pelagophyceae, Pelagomonadales, Pelagomonadaceae. The record is from the annotation of a GenBank genome assembly.